Daphnia carinata is the source of this 2295-nucleotide messenger RNA. Its product is annotated as homeobox protein SIX3-like. Gene Ontology annotation, cellular component: nucleus; transcription regulator complex. The record is from RefSeq and is a predicted model, not a curated record. The transcript is spliced from 5 exons. Gene Ontology annotation, biological process: regulation of transcription by RNA polymerase II. Gene Ontology annotation, molecular function: DNA-binding transcription factor activity, RNA polymerase II-specific; RNA polymerase II cis-regulatory region sequence-specific DNA binding. NCBI's taxonomy places the organism in Eukaryota, Metazoa, Arthropoda, Branchiopoda, Diplostraca, Daphniidae. The coding region runs from base 116 to 1789 and encodes 557 amino acids.
UUUUCAUAAACUGCUUUUGACCCUUCGAGCCCAAAUAUCAAGGAGCCUCUCUGAUCAAAGUGAAGUGCUGCUGACCUUUUUCUUUUUGUUUUGCAUCUAGUCGAUUAAAAGAAAAAUGGCAAGUGGUAGUCUUAGUAGUAGUGCGUCUUUACUUCAUCCGUUCGGUGCCGGAUCGUCGGUGAAUGAAACGGCGUCGACGGGCAGCGUGAGUCCUCCGCCGUCGGGCCACCACACGCUAGAGCCGGCCACUGGAAAUCAUCCGCUGUUGAGCCAUCGGUUGGUGACGAAGAACGAACGACAUCAUCAACAGCAUCGGCUGUAUCAGCCGUAUCACCUUCCGCUUCAUCCACACCAUCAUAUCCAGCAUCAUCAUCAUCUUCAACAACAGCCACAGCAUCUGGAGAAUCCGUACGAUUUGAAUCAACAUUAUCCGGUGGCAUCGACCAGUGCCGUAGGCGGAACAGAUUCACGGUGCAGUUCCGUAUCGUCUUCCGGCGGUGCGGAUCAACACCAUCACGUCGCGUUGACGCUGAAAAGCGAACAACCUCAACACAACAGUUUGGAUCAGACGAGUAGUUUGGAACUACUCGAUAGCGCCAAUUUGUCUUACGGCGAAGAUCCGCGUCAUUCGUCUUCCGGUGGCGAUCGUCUCGAUUUGCAUCAUAACGGGCCCUCAUCUGCCUCUUCGACAUCUUCUUCAUCUUUGGGACACAACAACAAUAACAACAACAACAACAACAACAACAAACCGAUGAACGGCCCGUCUGGGUCGUCUUCGAUGACCAUGGCAUUCAGCACGGACCAAGUCGCUUGCGUUUGCGAAGCUCUUCAACAGUCCGGCGAUAUGGAGCGCUUGUCGCGAUUUUUGUGGUCUCUUCCCGCGUCGGAAUUGAGCGGCAGCGCCAGCAGCGAGUCGGUGCUCCGAGCCCGGGUCGCCGUCGCCUUCCAUCGCGGCAACUACCGCGAACUCUACAACCUGCUCGAGUCUCACAGUUUCAGUUCCCAGUACCACCAAGAGCUGCAGAACAUUUGGUACGGCGCCCACUACAAGGAGGCCGAAAAGGUGAGGAACAGGGCGCUAGGAGCCGUGGACAAGUACCGGCUCCGUCGCAAGUACCCGCUGCCGAAGACGAUCUGGGACGGAGAGGAAACGAUCUACUGCUUCAAAGAGAAAUCCCGCGCCGCCCUCAAAGAUUGCUACCGACUCAAUCGAUACCCGACGCCCGACGAGAAGCGCACACUGGCCAAAAAGACGGGAUUGACGCUGACCCAAGUCUCCAAUUGGUUCAAGAACCGACGUCAACGCGACCGGACUCCACCCCAGCAGCAAAGAAGUGAUGAUUGCAUGGGUAGUGAUAACGGAUUACCUACGACUCCGGUUAACGGAUCAUCGUCUUCAUCCGGAAUUGGCCUACACCACCACCACGGCGGCAAUGACUUGCUGAGCGAAUUGAAGCCCAACAGUUUUGCCAUGGGCGGCAAUAAAAUGCUGUUCGACGAUGUUGUUCACAAUCCAUCCGGAAGCAGCGGAUUAAUGGCUGCAUCGAGGAGCAUGAGUUCGCUGAUGGCAUCGCAAUUCGUCGGUGGGGGCAAAGAUUCUCACGUCGCUACCGGCAGCCUCUUACACCUUCCAUCGACAGCUUUUGCCAGUUACCAUCCAUCCGGAGGCCACGGCUACGAUUCCGGAUCGGUAGCCACGUUAGCUAACCUCCACGUUGCCCACCAACACGUAGUACAACCGUCUUCGCUCUACCAUGGCCACAGAGAUCAAGCUUUCUCUCAUGCUUGAUUAUUUAUGCAUUUUUUAAUUAUCCCAACAUGGGAAAAUUACAACAACAAAAUGGCAAAAAUAUUUCUAAACAAAUCCCAGUCAAAUAUUAUAAUGUUUCUUUUAUUAUAAUUUUUUUUUUCUAUGUGCAGUCAAAUGGGUUUUAUGUUUUACUCGCCUAAAAUUUCACCUGUUUUCGUUUUAAAUAUGUGUAAUUGUUUGUGAACUUGAUGGACGGGGGGUUUUUGUAUAUCAGGAUCAUUGUGUGUGCGUGUUGUUCAUUCUUGAUUUGAAAACUUUUCUCCAAUUUAUUAUUGUGUACUAGUUACCCCCCGGCAAUAGCUCUUUUCUAUUGUCGCUGAUGGAUUCCAUCAGUGUCUGAGGUGUUUAAGACGUUGUAACUUGUCUCUCUUUUUCACUAUAUAACUCUUCUUGGUGUUAUACUCAUUUUUCAUGGAUAUUCCGUUCGUCCACUCAUUCGCGCGACGAUCUCAAUGUGAUAAAAAAGAAUCCCAUUAAAUUGGAAA